UGAUCGAGGCAAUAUCCAUGUGUGUGCGGAACCAAAAUGGCGGAACACAGUGGACAAUACGACGCAGCUAACACUGCAAAACGAAACCAAAACCCACCCCAAAUGGCCUCCAAAAGUCCUGGUAACCGCCACAAAAAUGUCCAGAAAUCCACCAAGAAUCAGGAUCCCGGAGAGGAGGUGGAAUUGGUGCAAGCUCCGGAGACUGAGCAGCUGAGGUUUCCGUCUACCUCCAAGGCGGUGGAAGGACUGUUGACUUUCCUGAUUCUUUUCUUGGCCUGCCUCGCUGCGUUCAGCUCCCGGCUCUUUGCCGUGAUACGCUUCGAGAGCAUCAUCCACGAGUUUGAUCCUUGGUUCAAUUAUCGCUCCACUCAUCACCUUGUGUCCCAUGGAUUCUACAACUUUCUCAACUGGUUUGAUGAGAGGGCCUGGUAUCCAUUGGGCAGGAUCGUUGGUGGCACGGUUUAUCCCGGUCUCAUGGUGACAUCUGGCGCGAUCCAUUGGUUUGCUCAUCUGCUCAACAUCCCCGUGCACAUACGAGAUGUGUGCGUGUUUCUAGCCCCCCUCUUCAGUGGGUUCACUGCAUUGGCUGCCUAUGGUCUUACCAAAGAGCUAUGGAGUCCAGGGGCUGGUCUACUAGCUGCUUGCUUCAUUGCCAUUGUGCCAGGUUACAUCUCCCGCUCAGUGGCUGGUUCCUAUGACAACGAAGGCAUCGCUAUAUUUGCUCUUCUCUUCACCUAUUAUUUGUGGUUGAAAGCGGUCAAGACUGGUUCAGUAUCAUGGGCAGCUGCUACAGCAUUAUCCUACUUCUAUAUGGUAUCUGCCUGGGGUGGCUAUGUCUUCAUCAUCAAUCUCAUACCCCUUCAUGUGUGUGUGUUACUCAUGAUGGGCAGGUUUUCAUACCGCAUCUAUGUAGCUUUUAGUGUGUUCUACAUCCUGGGUACUGUGUUUUCAAUGCAGGUGCCUUUCGUUGGCUUUCAGCCCGUUAGAACUAGCGAGCACAUGGCAGCAGCAGGUACCUUUGCGCUUCUUCAAGCCUACGCAUUCCUGAAAUACGUCCAGGACUUUCUCUCCAAGAAGGAGUUCCGGGCGUUGUUUUUCUUUGGCGUCAUGGGAACGGCCGGUGUUGUGUUCUUGUCGGUCGUUCUACUCACGUAUGCAGGUUUUAUAGCACCUUGGAGUGGGCGUUUCUAUUCACUAUACGAUACUGGCUAUGCCAAGAUCCAUAUUCCCAUCAUAGCGUCCGUCUCAGAGCAUCAACCCACCACCUGGGUCUCCUUCUUCUUUGAUCUUCACAUCUUAGUCUGUACCUUCCCAGCAGGCCUCUGGUUUGUCAUCAAAGACAUCAACGAUGAGAGGGUCUUCAUUGUCCUAUACGCUCUAAGCGCUGUGUACUUUGCCGGUGUCAUGGUCCGUUUGAUGUUGACUCUGACUCCCGUAGUCUGCAUCCUAGCCUCCAUUGCCAUCUCCAAGACACUGACGGAGUAUCUAGACAACGACACAGGGUCCGGAGGCAAGAAGAAGGUUGAGGAGGAGGGGGAGGAGACUGAGGAGGAUGAGGAGGAGGUGGAUCGUAAGAACAGGAAGCUCUAUGAUAAGGCUGGCAAGAUCCGUAAACCCAAACUGGAUCAGGACAAAGAUAGUGACGGCAUGGGAACCAACCUGAAAGGUUUUGUUGUCAUGGCGUUGUUGAUGAUGCUGAUGAUGUUUGCCGUCCACUGUACCUGGGUGACUAGCAACGCUUACUCUAGCCCUAGUAUAGUGCUAGCGACCUACAACAAUGAUGGGACCCGCAACAUCUUAGACGACUUCCGAGAAGCGUACUACUGGCUGAGCCAGAACACAGGAGAGAAAGACCGUGUGAUGUCCUGGUGGGACUAUGGCUACCAGAUAGCAGGCAUGGCUAACAGAACCACACUGGUGGAUAACAAUACAUGGAAUAAUAGCCAUAUAGCAUUGGUUGGCAAGGCCAUGUCAUCCAAUGAGACACAAGCUUACAAGAUCAUGCGGGAGCUGGAUGUCAACUAUGUCUUGGUUAUAUUCGGUGGUGUGAUUGGCUACUCAGGCGAUGACAUCAACAAGUUUCUCUGGAUGGUCCGUAUCGCUGAAGGGGAACACCCUAAGGACAUCAGAGAAUCAGACUACUUCACAGUCAACGGUGAGUUCCGUGUGGAUAGUUCUGGCUCCCCAACGCUCCUGAACUGCCUCAUGUACAAGAUGUGCUACUACCGCUUUGGAGAAAUGCAGCUUGAUUUCAGAAGCCCGGCUGGCUACGACCGUACCCGCAAUGCCGAGAUCGGCAACAAGGAUAUCUCCUUCAAGCAUCUGGAGGAGGCAUACACCACCGAGCACUGGCUGGUCCGCAUCUACCGCGUCAAACCAUUAGAUAACAGGGAGCCCUCUACUGACAAGGUCUCCAAAAAGUCCAAGAAAAAGUUCUACUCAAAGAAGACAAGUAAAAGAAAGCGAGGUUCCAUCAAGAACAAGCCGGUUGUCAAGAAGGGCAAACGCAAGACGACUACACGCAAGUCCUCGUCCAAAACCACCGGCAAGAAACAGCGUACCAAGUAAGCUGUCAUCCAAACCCAGGGCCGACAGGUUUUAUAAUUCAUUGGAAUCCAUUUCUUUUCUGAAGAUAAAAUUAAAAUGAUUUGACCACUCAUGGUUGGUUCAUACUUGGCAUGAAUUCAAACACAAACAUGAAUAUUCAAAGGUUGAACACAUUUUAAUUCUGGCAAAUCUUGCAUUAAGUGUUUUAUGAUGUCAAGUUUAGUUUGUAUUCACGCAAAGUAUAAAAUAGCUCUUACACAUGCAAAUAAAAAGCACUAAAAGAAAGCUACUGGAAAAGAUUCAACUGUCCAUUCUUAAUUAGAUGGAGUAUGUCAAGUUGUAAGCAAUUGACUUAUUGCCAUACAGUAGCUGUUCCUUUUCCAAAAUCUUGAAAUGUCCCUGUUCUAUUAAGCGCAGAUGCUUUUCAAGAAGCUUUCUUCUCAUAGAGCAUGUGUGUAGUUUUUCUGUUUGGUUGACUUCAGAAAAUGGUGGAUCUCUUUAAGUAGGAUCUCUAGAAGCAUUGUUUCUACCCAGAAUUAAACAGUAGGUGUAAUUUUUUUUUUAAGUAAAAAGAAUUGGGAGGGAAUGGUCACCAAAGACUGCUUUACAGUCAUUGAUUUUUCUAGUGUGUUUUGUAUAAUGGUUAAGUGACGUUUCUGCAGAAGAAGCAAUUUUAAGUGAAGGGGGCAUAUCCUGAGGUUUAUAUCGCAGUAACAAUGUUUGUUUGAUCUUUUGAUGUUGAUGACAAUCAAUGUCAGGGCUUUGUUUGAACACUGGCAUUCUAGCUAAAUUGAACUUCAAUAUAGGGAAGUCCAGUGAUCAUUUCUUAGAAAUCCAAAUGGGCAUAGUUCGUGAUUACACACUGACAAAGAAUUGAAACCUCAUUUUGAUUGUGGGAUUCACGGUAGGUGUCACACUGUAUAGAUGACUGUGUUUCUAGAACGUAAUACUAAGUAUGAUGGGUGUAUGAUAUUUUGUUUAUACAACUUUAAAAAGUUUAAGAUGGGGUAAUUGUCUGUCUGUCAGUCUGACCUUCGGUCUGUUUGUAUGUUUCAUGUGUAUGUGUUAGGCACCUAUGGAAAAGCUUAAACAGAAUGUUUCAAUCCUGAUUUAUUAUCCGUGUGAAUAAAUUGGCAGUGUUGUAAUGUAGUCGAGUCCGUCACAAGUCCAUCAGAAGAUUGGUCAAACCUAAAUCACAAGUCUGUUCUCAAGCAACGGGAUGAACAAUUACAAGGACUCCCUUGGUCACAGCUGAUGGGAAUAGUUUGUGACUUGACUUGAGAGUGGAGACCUUGUGAUUUAAACCAAGAGUUGGCCAUGGAGAGUUCAUUUUUCCCAGUGCAUUGUGGGAGAUGGUCGACAAAUUCGCAACGCGGGACAUUUGAAAUUAUUGGUUUUUCUGGUCAGGAGUUUCGUAAGCGUAUGAAUCAAGUAUCUGUUUGCCCUUUUCUUUUCUUUUUAUCAAUAUGGUGUUUUUUGUAAGGCGGCAGAACGCUAUGCCCAAAUCUAUAACAAAUUAGCUCAAGUUGUCUAAUGACACUAAUGACGAUGUGAAAUGUAAUUCCCAUUGUCUUUAUAAAAGCAUUUUAUUGCUGAUCAGGUACGAAGUGUUAGCCAAUUGACAUCAGUAUGUUCUUGAAGUUCUGUAUGUCCACUCACACAUAUCUGUAAAUUUUGAAAUGUUACAUAGUUGUUUCUCGGAACAGAUAAGUCACUAUGGCAUAAAUAAUAUAGAUUAUAUGCACUUCAAUUACAGUGUCUUGGGUUUUUCAAUGUUUUUGAGUAGUUAUUACUAAAAAAAAAUACAUAUAAUUUCCCAAAAAUCUGAGGUGUUGAUUUGCCAUGCAUAUAGUGGGGGGAAAAAUGGUUUAAAAAUUGAGGGUUAAAACCCAAGACGAGUCAUCGUAUCAGUGAUGCCUGCCAGUUGAGGUUAUCACGUUAAUUCAUUGUACAGGAUAUUCAGCAUAUUAAUUCUUAGACUAGUUCCCUGGAUGAUCUUUUUGUAGGUAUUACAGUGUACAAAUGUAUUUUUGUACUGACUCUGUUUCUCCUGUACGUAUGUAUGACGGUGACAGAUGUUGUUUCAGUAGUACAUUCACACAUGUUUAAUUUGUCUUGUGUAAAUUUGGUCGAUCGAUUUAGGUAUUGAUAAUGAAAUACAGAAUGUAGAUAGUGACUGUGGUAGCGGGAGUGAUGUUUAGUCAGGAGUAUUAUACAAAUCAGACUUUGAGUUAUUUGUGUAGGGUGUUGUGGACUCCGGCGCAGGUACACCUGCAGCAGUGAAAAGAUGAAAGUUCGCUGCAAGUGUAGGGUCGCUACUAAAUUACUCAACUACGGCUUGCAAUAACACAUGUACCUAUGGAAGCCACUGAAGCAACUCCCCAUAGACAUUGUGUGUUACUGCUAGUCAUAGCCACGUCAUUCAGACGCAUCCUGGCGCUCUUCCCUGGUAACAAGUAUUUCAUGUUGUUACUUGUGAUAAUAGCACGGGUGAACCAGCAUCGUGAGAACUCUCGCCUUUUUAGGUUGGUUCCUCUUUGCAAGUCAGGAAUGCGGACAAAGGGAGCUGGGUACCAGACUUGGUUGUCAGUCAUAACUUUGCCUUCCAAAUGGUUAGCGCCACAUGUAGACCAGGGAAAUGCAAGUGUUUUCACUUUCGCUGUUGGUAGGAUACACAAUUGCGCCAUUUUUUGUUUAGUUUGUACAAACAGGUCCUAACAUUAGCACAUUUUAUGAGAUGAAUCUGUACUUGCCACAACGUGGAGGGCCUAUCAGACAAGUUUCCAAGACUUGUGAUGGGAAAUAUUUGUGUGAUUUCAUUUUCCGUGCGUAGUGGGGGGUUUGUGGGCACGCAGUCUUUAUGUGAUCAAAAAGAAAUGUUUUAAUAGCACAUCAGGACAUUAACAAUUUCGGAUCCAUUUUGGUUAAUUUUAUUAAGAAAUCUGUUAAUAAACGAAAGGAGAAAGUUUGGAGAAACAUUUCACCUUGAGCGUUUCACAAGGUAGCUGAUAACAUGAUUUAAUUAAAGUGUCUUAAACAUAGUUUGUGGAGUUGACGAAAAAUCAACGUUUUUCUAUUUCCUAAUUGAAUUGUUGAGAUAAUUGGAGACAUACAUUUCUGUAAAUCAUCGUAAUUUAAAAUGUUGUUGUUACUAUUGUAAAAAUACAACAGUGAAAUUUAUCUACAAUGUCGAAAUAUUUUAAUUCACAUUUUCAAAACAAAAAAUUGAAGAAUAACAUCAAAUAAACAGCAGCUACAUGCCAUUAUUUUUUGCUGCCCAAAGUUUAAUAAGCACUUUACAAAGUUGACAAGCUUUUAUUUUACAUUAGACAGUACCCCAACAUGAAAUGUAAUGUAGUUUGAUUUACUGUAAGGUGUAAGCAAAUCAAAAGAAAUGUUAAUUCCACUUUUAAAAAUGUAUCUUGUUUCUAAGGCAGUUUAGAAAACUGGAAUGUUACUCUGAGUCAAAUUUAAAAUGACUGUGGCUUUCAGUUUUUUAAUGGUUUUGUUUUAUAUGAUUAAGUCAAACAUAAUUGUGUUGUUGAUUUCUCUGCUCUUGGAGUAAAAAUAAAAGUUUGUGUCAGAUGAAUGAAUGGACGGUAAUAAAGUACACCGUUAAUUAAAAA
Messenger RNA from Patiria miniata (bat star), 6173 nucleotides. RefSeq names its product dolichyl-diphosphooligosaccharide--protein glycosyltransferase subunit STT3B-like (gene stt3b). Gene Ontology annotation, cellular component: membrane. Gene Ontology annotation, molecular function: dolichyl-diphosphooligosaccharide-protein glycotransferase activity. The transcript has 18 exons. The coding region runs from base 37 to 2568 and encodes 843 amino acids. NCBI's taxonomy places the organism in Eukaryota, Metazoa, Echinodermata, Asteroidea, Valvatida, Asterinidae. Gene Ontology annotation, biological process: post-translational protein modification. The record is from RefSeq and is a predicted model, not a curated record.